Centropristis striata (black sea bass) is the source of this 1164-nucleotide messenger RNA. It is a transcript of the gene cxcr2, whose product is annotated as chemokine (C-X-C motif) receptor 2. The coding region runs from base 1 to 1164 and encodes 387 amino acids. The transcript is spliced from 2 exons. Gene Ontology annotation, biological process: G protein-coupled receptor signaling pathway; immune response; neutrophil chemotaxis. Gene Ontology annotation, cellular component: membrane. Gene Ontology annotation, molecular function: C-X-C chemokine receptor activity. Lineage: Eukaryota; Metazoa; Chordata; Actinopteri; Perciformes; Serranidae. The record is from RefSeq and is a predicted model, not a curated record.
AUGAAGCUACAACUUUUGAUCAUUAGUGUUUUUAAGUUUUUGGUUCUAACCAAUCAAAUGGAAGAGGAAAAGCAGCCGUUGACAACAGGAGGACCUGACUUUGAUCUAGACUACUUCUAUUCCAUUCACGAUCCCGACGCAACAUAUGGCUAUGACAAUGGAGAUGCUGCUCCCUGCAGUCUAUCUCCGCCUGGAUUUAAUAGCUUGGGCCUGACGAUCACCUACUUUGUCGUGUUUGUUUUCAGCGUGGUGGGAAACAGUGUAGUUGUCUGUGUGGUUAGUUUUAUGAAGAAAGGUAGAGCCAGCACAGAUAUCUACCUGAUGCACCUGGCGAUGGCAGACCUUCUCUUCAGUCUCACCCUCCCGUUCUGGGCCAUCAACGCUUAUUCCGGUUGGAUCUUCGGCAACUUCCUGUGCAAACUCCUGUCUGGCUUCCAGGAGGCAUCCGUAUACGGCGGCGUCUUCCUUCUGGCGUGCAUCAGUGUGGACCGUUUCUUUGCCAUAGUGAGAGCUACACGUGUCAUGCACUCCCAUCACCUGUUGGUGAAAGUGGUGUGCAGUGUGGUGUGGCUGGUGGCUGCAGUGCUUUCCUUACCCGUGGCGAUUCAAAGGGAACAAAUCUAUGCUCCAGACCAGGGGAGGAACAUGUGCUAUGAAAACCUAACUGGUGAAAGCAGCAACCACUGGCGUGUUGGCAUCCGUGUCCUGCGUCAUACAAUGGGCUUUUUCCUGCCACUGAUGGUGAUGGCUGUCUGCUACGGCUGGAUUCUGGUCAGGCUGUGUCACACCCGUAAUCAACAAAAACAUAGGUCCAUAUGCCUCAUCCUGGCAGUGGUGUUAGCAUUUGUUUUGUGCUGGCUGCCUUAUAACAUCGCUGUACUGAUUGGCACGCUCAUAGAAGGAGAGACGCUCAAAGUGAAAAAGACAUGUGAAACUAAUUACAAAGUGGAAGUGGUGCAAGAUGUGACCCAAGUGUUGGCCUUCAUGCACUGUGCAGUGAAUCCAUUGCUGUACGCCUUCAUUGGGCAGAAGUUCCGUAACCAGCUGCUCUCAGCUCUUUACAAAUAUGGACUCAUCAGCAAGAGGUUCAAGUUAGCCUACAUGAAGGGCUCUGUCAACAGUGCAGGGAGCUUCAGAUCCAGAAACACUUCUGCUACAAUGUAA